Messenger RNA from Kuraishia capsulata CBS 1993, 1977 nucleotides. RefSeq lists its product as uncharacterized. Gene Ontology annotation, cellular component: Mre11 complex; nucleus. The coding region runs from base 1 to 1977 and encodes 658 amino acids. Gene Ontology annotation, biological process: double-strand break repair via nonhomologous end joining; double-strand break repair via homologous recombination; mitochondrial double-strand break repair via homologous recombination. Gene Ontology annotation, molecular function: manganese ion binding; 3'-5'-DNA exonuclease activity; DNA endonuclease activity. The record is from RefSeq and is a predicted model, not a curated record. The transcript has 2 exons. Lineage: Eukaryota; Fungi; Ascomycota; Pichiomycetes; Pichiales; Pichiaceae.
AUGCCUCAAGUCAAGCACAUUGAGCCUGGGCCAAAUACUAUACGAUUACUGCUGACAACAGAUAAUCAUGUUGGCUACAACGAGACAGACGCGAUCAGAGGCGAUGACAGCUGGAAGACGUUUGAGGAGAUCAUGUAUGUGGCAAAAGACAGAGGCGUAGAUAUGGUUGUUCAGGGUGGUGACUUGUUCCAUAUCAAUAAGCCGUCGAAGAAGUCUCUAUAUCACGUUCUGCGGAUUCUGCGAAGCACAUGCUACAGCGAUAAACCUGUUGAGCUGGAACUUCUUUCAGACCCCCUUUUGUCCAUGGAUAACAGGGCUUUCAAUUAUCCCAAUUAUGAGGAUCCAAAUAUCAAUGUCGGGAUACCAGUGUUUGGGAUUUCGGGGAACCACGAUGAUGCUACUGGUGACGAGCUGCUGUCGCCUAUGGACAUUAUCUCUGUCACGGGACUUUUCAAUCACUUUGGAAGAGUCGUAGAAAAUGACUCGAUAACCGUCUCACCUUUGCUUUUCCAAAAAGGUUAUACUAAGCUUGCGCUGUAUGGAAUGGCCAGUGUGCGAGACGAAAGACUGUACAAAACUUUCAGAGAUGGAGGCGUGAAGUUCACCACUCCAGACGUUCAACAAGAUUCCUGGUUCAACAUGAUAUGUGUUCACCAGAAUCACACAGCACACUCCAACACAGCCUAUCUUCCCGAGAAUUUCCUGCCUUCAUUUUUGGACUUCGUUCUCUGGGGUCACGAGCACCAGAGUUUGCCAUAUACCACGCCCAACGUUUCUGGUGGGUUCGAUGUUCUCCAGGCGGGUUCGUCAAUAGCCACAUCACUUUCUGUGGGAGAGGCAGAUCCGAAGUACACUUUUAUUUUGAGCAUAAAGGGAAAGGACUACUCGCUGGAGGCGAUACCUUUGAAGUCGGUCAGGCCGUUCGUCAUGAAAGAGGUUGCUCUUUCUACCACUGGAAUACCGGCCACAACACGGGCCAAGAGUGAUAUCACAGAUUAUCUCAUUAAUGAGGUCAACAAACUCAUUGAGAAAGCCAAUAAUGAAUGGAAGUCCCUAAAUAAAGAGGAUGAUGACGAAGAUGACGAUAACAUAGGUGAUCUGGAAACACCUCUGCCACUAGUCCGAUUACGAGUGGAAUAUUCUGGUGGUUACGACGUCGAGAAUCCCAGAAGAUUCUCUAACAGGUUUGUGGGCCAGGUCGCGAAUGUCAACGACGUUGUAACGUUCUACAGGAAAAGAACCACUGACAGAAGUUUGCUUGAGACGAAAAAGACCACUAAGAAAAUAUCUGAUUCUGCCUCUAUAGGUAUAGACGAGGAUGGCACGGUUGAUGUAUCCACACUGGUGGAUAAUUUCCUGGAUGACCAUGACUUGAAUCUUCUGAACAAAGCCAAAGUUGGAGACGCAAUUAGACGUUUUGUGGAGAAGGAAGACAAGUCUGUGUUGAAGGCUCUAAUCGACGAGGAGAUGGAGCAGGAUAUGAAGAUAUUUAUUGAGCUGGAUAUGGAAUUGGAUGGUGACGAGAACAAUCCACAUGGACAGCAGUUGAAAGGCUCAGGAGCGGAUACUCAGCAAAGUCUAGUGGCCACCAAGAAGGGAUUCAAGCAGAUCCUGAAGCAACUUCGAAACGAAGAAGACUCUAUGGGUCAGAGCAUGUCAGCUUCCAGUGCUUCAAGCGUUAAACCUGCUAAGCGAAAGACGAAGAGCAAAGCUAGUUCAUCCAAAUUUGUGGUUUCAGAUAACUCAUCUGGCGACAGCCUAUCAGAAGAAGAUAAUGAUGAUCAUGACGUUCCUGCGAAAGAACGAACUCCACCACCUCGAAGAGCAAAGAAGCCUGUUAGAGUUGUUGAGGUUCUAGACUCGGACUCAGAUAUGGAUGUUGAUGAUUUCGAUGAGAGUGCUGAUGAUGAGGAUUUCGCGGAAGCUCCUCCAGCAAAGCCGUCUAAUAGAAGAAGCCGUAAAGUGAACGGCAAGUGA